Molecule: messenger RNA, 1020 nt
Organism: Raphanus sativus (radish)
Lineage: Eukaryota; Viridiplantae; Streptophyta; Magnoliopsida; Brassicales; Brassicaceae
Product: probable GPI-anchored adhesin-like protein PGA25
Exons: 1
Coding region: 140-913 (257 amino acids)
Molecular function (GO): electron transfer activity
Source: RefSeq, a predicted model, not a curated record
CUCUCAGUGGCUAGGGAUCAUCCUAGUCUAUAAAUAAAGAACUUCUCAGCUCUCAAUAUCUCACAAAAGCAAAGAACAAGAAAGAAAAUAAAGAACAAAAAGAAAGCGCAAUCCAUUUUUAAUCAAAGAAUAAGUAGCUAUGGGUCUCUCUAAGACACGCAAGCUACUCUUAGUACUCGUGAUCACUGCUUACUUCUUUUCCGGUACUGCUCAUGCAUGGAGCUGGAGCUGGGGUUCUGGCCAAUCCGGUUCGAGCUGGGGAUGGGGUUGGGGCUCCGACGACAACUCUGGCUCGAGUUCAGGUGGUUCAAAUUCGAACUCGGGUGGUGGUUCAAGCUGGGGUUGGGGAUGGAGCUCGAAUGGAACAGAUACAAACUGGGGUUGGGGUAGCAGCUCUGGCUCAAGCGGCACCGGGUCUACACAUAAAAGCCGACACAACCACGCGGCCCCAUCAAACCACUCGAACGGUUCUGGCUCAAACCAGACACGCGGUAGUAUUGGCUCUUCACACAACAACCACACGGCUCAAGUAUCGCCUAGAAGAAAGAUUGAGGUUACUGUGUGGAAGAACGGAUUCGACUACCAAGAAUGGGCUUCAAAGCAUGAACCAUUCCACACCAACGAUGUCCUUGCUUUCAAGUACAACGAUAAAAGUGACCAAUCCAAGAAGAGGCACAACAACAAUAAGAACGAUGUCUACUUGCUUCCAGACUUGAAGAGCUACAAGAGAUGCGAUGUGAGCAGAGGCAAGAAGCUAGUCGCGAGAGGAGGCUCAUCAUCAGGGUUUAAGUUGCUUCUCCGCAAGACUCAUAAGACAUACUACUUCGCUAGUGGAGACCACAACGGCUGCAACCACAACAUGAAGUUCUCUGUCUCCCCAAUUCCUCGUUCUUAUUCUCACACUAAACCCUAAAUAUCAUCACUUCACUACUUUGUUUCGUUGUAGAAUUUCUGUUUAGUUUCCUUUUUUUUUCUUUUGUUUCUUGUGCUUCAAGUCAACGAUGGAUUGAUUUAUUACAA